AUAGUACAAAAUGGACAGAUUCUACAACAAAGAUGAUGCGAAAAACAUAAUAGAAUUGCUGACACAAGAGAGAGUCGAAAAAGACAGGAUGCACCUAUCGAGAGUACUGAAGGACAAUGAAUUCGUUAAGUCGGCAUCCAUCAAGAGAGACAACGAGGCGGGGGUAUGGAGGAUCAUCAAGCAGUCCGAAGACGAAGGAAUGAUGGAAGAAAUGGUAUUCACUAUCACAGGGGCCAUAUACGCGAUGGACCUGCCGCCGGUGGCAAAGGAGAUGAGGGCACAGAAGGAGAAGGUCGGGUUCUUGAUCAUGGGCGAACGAGAGUUCAGAGAUGGAGAGCUCAAACACUGGAAGCCAAUGUCAAUGAAAGGAUUGGACGUUAUAGAGUUGUCUAACCGAUACUUUAGACUGCGCAACUCCACGAACGAUGAGGAAGGCAUACCUUUUUCAAACGACGUUGAUCCUGCAGGUAUACUUGCCAAGAUAGUGCAGCGAAAAUGGAUUCACACUGAAGACAACGAGGUACGAUACUACAGAGGAGUGAUGGACGAAAGAGGGAAAAAGAGGCAAGCGUUCUUUGAAUUCGUGUCAUCUUUAUACGUGUCAGCGAAGUUGCAGAUAUUCCGAGUAGGAGACAUAGUGGAAGCGCAAUGCUCGAUGGUGUUCUUGAGGACAAACGAGGGUACAGCGAGGAUGAAGAUGAUACUGAGGGCAUUGGCCCUUGUCAAUAGCGACAACUCGACGAAAGCAACUGUGGAAUGCAGAAACGCGAUGAACACGCAAUCAGAGAUGGUCAUAAGGAUAAAGCAGAAGAUUGGAUUCAAAGAGGAGGAGGAAGAUGUUGGUGUGAGGGCCAAAAAGACAAACAGAUCGGAUGAUUAUGAGAGAGAUAAGAAGAUGAUGGAACUGUAAAGUAGCGCAGAGAGAACUGUUUGAUAAAUCAACGAAAGAUAAGAGAAACCAAUACUAGAUACUUACGCUGAAUACAACGAUGACCGAGAUAACCCGGAAUGAUGAUCACGAACAAUUUUUUUGUAUAAAAGAAAAGAAAAUAACACAACGAACACAACGAGAGGAAUAGAGAAGAAAAAGAGGAGUAGAAAAGGAACACAAGAUGAACGAUAAAGCGAUGUAGCGAGAGGGAAGAUGCCAGGACAGAGAAAGCCGACCAUGAAUAGUUUCCCAUGAAAGUCUAGAGGGCACGGAAAUGAGGCAAGUCAGCAAAUGCCGUGAUGGAUUGAUUCCACAAAUAGAAUUUUCCCAUGGGGUUUAGCACCUGGAUAAUAACCGAGUAU
Messenger RNA from Desarmillaria tabescens, 1293 nucleotides. RefSeq lists its product as uncharacterized. Lineage: Eukaryota; Fungi; Basidiomycota; Agaricomycetes; Agaricales; Physalacriaceae. The record is from RefSeq and is a predicted model, not a curated record. Bases 11 to 910 code for a protein of 299 amino acids. The transcript is spliced from 7 exons.